This is a messenger RNA of Paraphaeosphaeria sporulosa, 1731 nucleotides long. RefSeq names its product aminotransferase. The coding region runs from base 133 to 1575 and encodes 480 amino acids. NCBI's taxonomy places the organism in Eukaryota, Fungi, Ascomycota, Dothideomycetes, Pleosporales, Didymosphaeriaceae. The record is from RefSeq and is a predicted model, not a curated record. The transcript is spliced from 4 exons. Gene Ontology annotation, biological process: biosynthetic process. Gene Ontology annotation, molecular function: pyridoxal phosphate binding.
CUCCCCAACAUUGCUUGCCCGUCGCCGCUUGCAACAGUGACAGUUGAACGUGCAAGACCGAUCUCCACUCAAGUCUGCGCUAGAAAAGCUUAACUGGGCCUACCUACCCGCCUCGUACACACAAACACUACAAUGUCGUUCUCGGCGGACAAAUUGCCUAUUCUACAGCGCUCGGGGACCUUCAGCAACAGGCGGUUCUCGUCGACCAAGGAUCCCACGGAGAACGAGCUCACCUCCAAGAUCCACCGACAAUUUCGCGAUUCCCACGAAGGACACAAGCCUCACGCUGGUCUCGACCCUACACGUGCCUCCACUGGUGUGGUAUGGACCUCUGAACGCGCCUACGAGCACGGCUACCUCGAAAAUCCCGACCAGUGGGCAAACUUAGGCCAGGGUGCGCCCGAAGUCGACGACGAGAUCAAGGGAUGCUUCGAGAGGCCUAAGGAGGUCGACAUUUCGAGCCAUGGGCGUGAAUACGGCCCUACCGCUGGUAUCAAGCCGCUCCGUGAAGCUGUUGCCAAACUGUACAAUGAGCAUCAUCGCAAGUGGAGGAAGUCGCAAUACACCUGGGAGAAUGUUUGCAUCGUGCCUGGUGGACGUGCGGGUUUGAUCCGUAUUGCGGCGGUGCUGGGCAACUGCUACUUGGGAUUCUUCAUUCCUGACUACACUGCGUACAACGAGAUGUUGUCGCUUUUCCGUAACAUCGCGGCCAUUCCCAUUCCCCUCGGAGAAGACGACAAUUACCACAUGACGCCCGACCUCAUCGCAACUGAAAUCGCCCGUGGUACCUCCGUCAUCUUGACCUCCAACCCGCGCAACCCCACCGGCCAGAUGAUCACGAACCCGGAGCUCGCCCAGAUCCAAAACAUCUGCCGCGACCGCGCAACCCUCAUCAUGGACGAGUUCUACUGCGGUUACAACUACACGACUAACUGCGACGGCACCGUCAUAUCGGCGGCCGACAACGUCGAAGACGUCGACGAGGACGACGUGCUCAUCAUCGACGGGCUUACCAAGCGGUUCCGCCUGCCCGGCUGGCGCGUUGCCUGGAUCCUGGGUCCCAAAGAGUUCAUCCAGGCCAUUGGCAGCUGCGGGUCCUAUCUCGACGGCGGCUGCAACGUGCCCUUCCAGGAGGCCGCCGUCAGCAUGCUCGAGCCGCCGCGUGUCCGUAACGAGAUGCGCGCGCUGCAGAUGCACUUCCGCACCAAGCGCGAUUUCGUUAUCGGCCGUCUCCAGGAAAUGGGCUUCAAGUUUCCCUUCAUGCCAAACUCGACGUUCUACAUCUGGCUCGACCUGUCAGACCUGCCCGACAGCAUCGCCGACGGACUCAACUUCUUCCAGGCGUGUCUCGAGGAGAAGGUCAUUGUUGUACCGGGUAUCUUCUUCGACUUGAACCCGAGUAAGCGUAGGGAUCUGUUUGACUCGCCGUGCCACCACUUUGUGAGGUUGAGCUACGGCCCCAGGAUGGAUGUCCUGGCCAAGGGUAUGGAUUCCAUUGAGAGGAUCGUCAAGAACCACAAGGCGAACCCGCGCCCGAGACACAAUGUCAGGCCCAGGGGUAGCGCUAUCGCUUAGAUGAAUUGUCUGAGCAAGAAUAAACAAGCAACAUGUGUGCUGUUUCAUGCAUUGGCAAGACAGGCUUUGGAUGGCCAAUGAAAAUGUGGCUAGAGGUUUGGGGAAGUAUGUCCAUAGAAUGGUUGAAUGACCAAAGAUAUCCAAAUACAUGCUGAU